Molecule: messenger RNA, 2755 nt
Organism: Rhinolophus ferrumequinum (greater horseshoe bat)
Lineage: Eukaryota; Metazoa; Chordata; Mammalia; Chiroptera; Rhinolophidae
Gene: ERGIC1
Product: endoplasmic reticulum-golgi intermediate compartment 1
Exons: 10
Coding region: 133-1005 (290 amino acids)
Biological process (GO): retrograde vesicle-mediated transport, Golgi to endoplasmic reticulum; endoplasmic reticulum to Golgi vesicle-mediated transport
Cellular component (GO): COPII-coated ER to Golgi transport vesicle; endoplasmic reticulum; endoplasmic reticulum membrane
Source: RefSeq, a predicted model, not a curated record
GGCGAGUGUCUGGGCUGGGGGCGGCCGGCGGGGGCGGGGCGGCCGGAGGAGGCGUUGGCAGCCGGCAGGGACCCACGCGGCGCCGCGGCCCGCCUGGCCUGCAGCGCUCCCACCCCCGGCGGCGACGGCACGAUGCCCUUUGACUUCAGGAGGUUUGACAUCUACAGGAAGGUACCCAAGGACCUUACGCAGCCGACGUAUACCGGGGCCAUCAUCUCUAUCUGCUGCUGCCUCUUCAUCCUCUUCCUCUUCCUUUCGGAGCUCACCGGAUUCAUAACGACAGAAGUCGUGAACGAGCUCUACGUCGAUGACCCUGACAAGGACAGUGGAGGCAAAAUCGACGUCAGCCUGAACAUCAGUUUACCCAACUUGCACUGUGAAUUGGUUGGGCUCGACAUCCAGGAUGAGAUGGGCAGGCAUGAAGUGGGGCAUAUCGACAACUCCAUGAAGAUCCCACUGAACAAUGGGGUGGGCUGCCGCUUCGAGGGGCAGUUCAGCAUCAACAAGGUCCCAGGCAACUUUCACGUGUCCACACACAGUGCCACGGCCCAGCCACAGAACCCAGACAUGACCCAUGUCAUCCACAAGCUCUCCUUUGGGGACACACUACAGGUCCAGAAUGUCCAUGGAGCUUUCAACGCUCUCGGGGGAGCAGACAGACUCACCUCCAACCCCCUUGCCUCCCACGACUAUAUCUUGAAGAUUGUACCCACGGUUUACGAGGACAAGAGUGGCAAGCAGCGGUACUCUUACCAGUACACGGUGGCCAACAAGGAGUAUGUUGCUUACAGCCACACCGGGCGUAUCAUCCCCGCCAUCUGGUUCCGAUACGACCUCAGCCCCAUCACGGUCAAGUACACAGAGAGACGGCAGCCUCUGUACAGGUUCAUCACCACGAUCUGUGCCAUCAUUGGCGGGACCUUCACCGUUGCUGGCAUUCUGGACUCGUGUAUCUUCACAGCCUCGGAGGCCUGGAAGAAGAUCCAGCUGGGCAAGAUGCAUUGACGACCUGCCCAGCCUGACGGCCAAGGACCUAUGGAGACCGAGACCAUCAGCCCUGCCUCCAGCGCCUCUAUCUGGCCCCGGAUCUGGCUGUCCCAAAGUGGGCGAGGGGGAGCCAGGGGGUGGCUCGUGGUUUCGCAGCUACCUCUUUCCCCCCCGCAUUUAAUUUUAGAUGAAUUACACUGCCUGAAGUUGUGAUGCUGUUUCCCCUGGGGAGCACCAACACCAGAAUCAGGCAAGGGGUGCUCGGGGAUGUUGGGGACCACUCCUAGAAGGGCUAUAGUCCCUUCUCUCUUAUGGGAACAGCCCAGAAUCCACGUCUACCAGCUCUCAGCCAGGCUUUGACAAUCUCAUAGCCUCCACCAUUUAGACACACUAAUCACAUAGUUUCCCCCCUGAGCAGCCAACCUGCAAACCUGCGCUGUCAGCUCUGGACCGGGCUGCCCAAAGGUACCCCCGACCUGGCGCCUUCAACAAAGCAAGGUCCUUCCGGGCCAGCCCCUGAGACGUGGCGCUGUACAUGGAACCCUCACUGCUGCCCCAUCCUUUUCUGCCCACCCAAGAGCCCAGGCCUUCAGAGCCUCGCCUCCACCCCUUUCUUUUCCUCCCAAGAAGCAGAUGCCCAGUUGUUAGGCUGCAGUGGUGAAGAUUCAAGUCUCCCAUUGGUCACUGGGCGGGUGGUGGGUUCCCCUUCCUCUCUUCACCUUGAUCCUCUGAACCCCCACCAAUGUGCCUCAGCCCCCAUGCUGUGUAACAGCAGCUUCUCUUGGUGGAGGAGCUCGUUGUGAUGGGAAGUCAUCCUCUGAGAACCAGACAGUUUGCGCACUUGUAUCCAGAUGCAAAGCGUUUUUUCUCUGCAACCGUAAAAUAAUCACGUCUCGGCCUCUCCCAGCCAGCCACCAUCAGUCCCAAGGCCUUAGGCAGGGGAAGCAAAGCAGACCCACCCUUCUCCCUCUGGACAUAGCCUCCGGGCUCCCAAGGGCUGCACAGCCUUGGCCCUCUCUCCAGCCCAGUUGUGGCCCACUUGCCACUGAGCUCCCCCGUCGGCUGGCCACGCACCAACAUGUUCCUGGUUCCUGGGGUGGCUCCAGUGUCUCCCCACUUGCUCCUGCGGUGGGACCCUACCCACUGCUCCCCCUCAUUGUUCCCCUUUAGUCCUGAAAGGGAGGGGCAACGGUCCAGGCACUGCUUCCACCCAGAGAAUUUCAGGUAUGCUCUGGUGCCCCAGGGACAGGGCCGCCCACCUGCUUUCCAUUUAUAUCAAGAUUGUUUGCAUACUUUUGUAAUUAAGGGGAGUGUCCAGUGGAAGGAGUUUUAACUUAAUCUAUAUUAAUAGCGCAUGUCUCUGCCAUUUGUAAUUUUGGCUCUGGAUUCCAAGUAGAAGAGGUGCCUGGCUUGCAUAUGAGUUCACUGAUGUGCAUUUGGUUAUUUCCGGUGUCUGUGGCCACUUAGAUGGACUGUUUUUACGUUCUGUUCCCCAGUUACAGAAAGGAGUCCCUUUGGUGCGUGACUAUGUGGGCCUGUAGGGGGUGUGGGCGGGGCGGGGAAAUGUGUGGCAUGUCCAGGAGUUGAAAUUCCACUUUUUGCAUUAGAAAAAAAAAAACAAACUUUUGAGGACAUAGAGGAUGUCAGUUUCCUAUGGAAGAGACGCCUCCAACCCGUUAUAAACAAAAUCUUAAGGGAAAAAAAUGUUUUCGUUCUUUUCCCCCCUCAUUGGGUUCAAAUAGAUUAAAUGGCUGAUUUUCAGAAAUAA